AUGGUGUGGGCGCUCGACCCGGACGUGGUGAACAAGAUUGCGGCGGGCGAGAUCAUCAUCGCGCCGGUGCACGCGCUCAAGGAGCUGGUCGAGAACGCGGUAGACGCGGGCUCGACGAUGCUGGAGGUGCUCGUCAAGGACGGCGGCCUGAAGCUGCUGCAGAUCACGGACAACGGAUGCGGCAUCGAUAAGGGCGACCUGCCGAUUCUGUGCGAGCGCUUCACGACGUCCAAGCUGCAGACGUUUGACGAUCUCGGCUCGAUCGCGACAUACGGCUUCCGGGGCGAAGCGCUGGCCAGCAUCAGUCACAUUGCCCAUCUGACGGUGACGACGCGAACACGGGACGACGUGUCGGCCUGGCGAGCCUGCUACGAGGCCGGCCGUCUGGCGCCACCGAAGCCGGGCCAGGACGCCGAGCCGAAGCGGGUGGCCGGCCGCCAGGGCACCCAGAUCGCCGUCGAGGACCUGUUUUACAACGUGCCGACACGUCGACGUGCCUUUCGCUCCGCCGCCGACGAGCACAAUAAGAUCGUCGACAUGCUCGGCCGCUACGCCGUCCACUGCGCCGGCGUCGCCUUUUCCUGCAAGAAGCACGGCGAGUCGUCCGCCAGCAUCGCCGUCCCGGCCGUCGCCACUACGGUCGAUCGCAUCCGCCACGUCUACGGCGGCGCCAUGGCGGCCGAGCUGCUCGCCCUCGACACGGCUGACGUCCGCUGGGGCUUCCGGGCUCGUGGCCAAGCCUCCAGCGCGAACCACUCCCUCAAGCGGACCACCCUGCUGCUCUUUAUCAACAACCGCUGCGUCGAGUCGGCCAACAUCCGCAAGGCCCUCGACGACCUGUAUGCCACCUUUCUGCCCCGACACGGCCAUCCGUUCGUCUACCUCAGUCUCGAUAUCGACCCGCAGCGCGUCGACGUCAACGUCCAUCCGACCAAGCGCGAGGUCCAUUUUCUGAACGAGGACGAGAUCACCCGCGCCGUCUGCGACCACAUCGCCUCCAAGCUGGCCGACGUCGACACCAGCCGCACCUUUGCCACCCAGACACUCUUGCCCACACGACUGCCCGCUCCCAGUCCGGCUUUGGCCGUCAAGAAGACACCGGCCCGGCCGUACGAGAACAACCUCGUCCGGACAGACUCCAACUUGCGCAAGAUCACCAGCAUGUUCACGCCCACAUCACCGAUGACCGUGUCAUGUCCUGCAGCAGCAGAGACCGCCCCAUCCGACGCUUCGGUCCAUCCGGGUCGCCAGCCCGCAUACGACGUGGUCGAGCGCGAACCAUCGGUCAACUGGCUCAGGAGCGUGCGCGAGCUCAAGGAGGCCGUCGUCGCCGACGCCCACGGCGGCCUGACCGACCUCUUUCGCCACUACAGCUUUGUCGGCAUCGUCGACGACCGGCGCCGUCUGGCUGCCAUCCAGAGCGGCGUCAAGCUGUACCUCCUCGACUACGGUCGUGCCUGCUUCGAGCUGUUCUACCAGCUGGGCCUCAACGACUUUGGCAACUUUGGCCUCAUCCGCUUCAGUCCGCCGCUCGAUCUCGCUCAGCUGCUGCGCAUGGCCCUCCGGCUCGCGCCCGGCAACGAUGGCCAUACGCCUAGCCCGGACGACACCAGCGCUGUCGAUGCCGUGCUCGCGCAGCUCGUCGAGCGCCGCCAGAUGCUGCUCGAAUACUUCUCGCUCGAACUCACGCCCACCGGCGAACUCCUCAGCAUCCCUAUGCUGAUUAAGGGCUAUACCCCACCGCUGACUAAGCUGCCCCACUUCCUCCUCCGUCUCGGACCCGCCGUCUGUUGGACGGACGAGAAGGCCUGCUUCGACACGCUGCUGCGCGAGCUGGCCCGCUUCUACGUGCCGGAGCAGCUGCCCAACGAGGACGAUGACGAUGGCGGUGUUGACGACGACGACGGCGACGGCGACGACAGCGAUGGCGAAAUGCGGGCCCGCCGAGCACAUGUUCGCCAUGCAGUCGAACACGUCUUCCUGCCGGCCUUCAAGGCCCAGCUGAUCUGUACGGCGUCGCUGAUGCAGGCAGGCUUGGUCGAGGUGGCCAAUCUCAAGGGCCUCUAUCGCGUGUUUGAGCGCUGUUGA
This is a messenger RNA of Grosmannia clavigera kw1407, 2088 nucleotides long. Its product is annotated as DNA mismatch repair protein. Gene Ontology annotation, cellular component: MutLalpha complex. Gene Ontology annotation, biological process: mismatch repair. Gene Ontology annotation, molecular function: ATP-dependent DNA damage sensor activity; mismatched DNA binding; ATP hydrolysis activity. The record is from RefSeq and is a predicted model, not a curated record. NCBI's taxonomy places the organism in Eukaryota, Fungi, Ascomycota, Sordariomycetes, Ophiostomatales, Ophiostomataceae. The transcript is spliced from 3 exons. The coding region runs from base 1 to 2088 and encodes 695 amino acids.